Molecule: messenger RNA, 2167 nt
Organism: Seriola dumerili (greater amberjack)
Lineage: Eukaryota; Metazoa; Chordata; Actinopteri; Carangiformes; Carangidae
Gene: ccdc117
Product: coiled-coil domain containing 117
Exons: 5
Coding region: 565-1419 (284 amino acids)
Source: RefSeq, a predicted model, not a curated record
UAACGUCAACUUAACCCAACCUACCUUUCAAGCCGUCCACACCACUGGGACCGUCAGUUUGGGGGUAUUUUUGUUUACAGGUGGUAUCGUGGUAAUAGGGUUAGUAAGACUUGAGCAUGUAGAACCUGUUACUGCUUGCCGAUGGGAAUAUCCUAAGAGACAACAGUGUUAACUGAACGGAGGCAAGCUAGCAAAACAUCAACAACAAAAACAUCAAGGGGCAGGGCAGCUGCACGAGUCAGUCUCUAACAGGAACUUUAUGUUUCUGGUUAACUUAUGCAAAGUUGUUAUUCAGCACAGGGAUGAAGCUAUCAUUUUGUAUUGCCUUGUCACAUUAUAAGUAAUAGAUUUAUCGGUAACGUUAUAUUAACGGUAUCACCCAACAGUAGCGUUUAGCUAGCUAGAUAACCAGCCAGCCGGCCCCGUGUAAACAUAUUUAUAGCUUGUGCGUCAUGUAGGUUACAUCAGCUUAUCUGAUUGGUAUCAAUACUGAUCUUCCAGAUCAGAUCCAUUUUUAGUGUGACACCGUGUGUCUCUUCAAAUCAUCUCACCAACUGGGCCACCAUGCAUCACUCUGCUCCCUCAAGCAGUGAACUGGGGUUUCUGCCAGCCAUGUAUUCAUUUUCAGGCCCCACUAGCCUUCCUGAAUUUGACCUCGGACCUCCAAGUACGUCUGCCCACCUACAGAGAACGACGGUCUCUAACAACAGCUGGGAGACUAGGUGCCUCAGGAAGCACAGAAGGAGAGUUGAUGAUGAGGGAUGCAGUGCCAAAAGGAGGAGGUUAAUGGUAGAGGCAGAAGUGGAUAUUUCAGAGAACUCUAACACUAGCUCUCGUCAUGACUGGCCUACAGCAAACAGCUGCCCUCCCAUGUCUGCACAGCAAGCCAGCCCUGCACUUCCACAGCCCUGCCCAGAGCCUCAGCCCCUGACUUUGCCGCAUCCCUCCCCUGCCCUGUCCCGACUUGAGACAGAGAGCUCCUGCAUGGAGAUAGAGGCAGCUCAGAGGAAACUUCAAGAGAUUGAAGACAGAAUAACACUGGAAGAUGACGAUGAGGAUGAGGAUCUAGAUGUAGAACCAGCCCCAAGAAGGCCAGUGCUGGUGAUCUCGGACAGUUUGAAAGAAGGUCUGCAGCGCGGCAUCAGCGACAUCCUCCCUCACAAAGUAGCCCAGUCUGUGAGCCAUUCCUGCAUGGAGCUGGUGUUGUGGCGGCCACCUGAUGACCCCUUCUGUCGGAGGCUAAAGGGCUCAUUACAAAAACAGCGCAAACAGACAGUAUCUCGGCAACCGCCAACCCCGUGUCCAUCUCCCACCCCUCACAGUCAUCCGAGCCCCUCCAGUCCACCUGCAGACACACACUCUCCUCUGUACAGCUUUCCUGUGGCCCACAGCUCUGGGGAGGAGGACAUGGAAAUGUAAUAGUGCUAAAUGACUUUGAAAGCCAUGCCAAAGUAAAAGACUGGACAUGUAGUCACACAGAGGACCCAGAACCACUUUAAAUCGGUCAGUUUGGCAAGGCAUGUUGGCUUUACAUGGAUAUUGUGCUGUUUUGGACGGUUUGUGCAACACAUACAGUAUUUUGCUUUACAGUCACUCAAUAUGUUCUGACUAUAAUCCUGGGCAACUACAUGUAAAAUGCAACAAUAACAUUGACCUAAUUAAUUAGUUUUAUUCAUUUAAAUCUCCAAAGUAACUUAUGAUCUCAAGACUUUGAAAAGUUCAAUAGAGAGCCUUACAUUACCAGUUUUAUAUAACUUACAGAAUUGGCCUUUGUCCAUAGAAACAAUAUAAUUUAUACAGAAUUUUGCCAAAGCCUAGUCAACACACUGAUGUAUUGUAAAUAUGACUUUGCUCUUUGUGAAACAUCAGUGUGCAGUACCUGAUUUUUGUACAGUUUUUAUGUUGAGCUUCUGUGCAUCAUUAGCAGGACACUAAAAUAAUUUGUUCCUGUGUGCUCACAUUUGCUCACAGCAUGGCUUGCAGUUGUACUUGUUGUGGUAGAAACAUGAUCUUCAUAUAGUGUUUAGCAAGUACGCCAUCUGCGAGCUUUGAGGAAUGGAAAUGCACCUUUUUAUGAUUUGAUUGUAUUUUCAUACAUACGUUACCAGAAUUGCAGCCAGCCAUUAAGUGUUAUUACUUUAUAUUUGUUUUUAAAUAAACUCUUAAA